Molecule: messenger RNA, 5500 nt
Organism: Ectocarpus sp. CCAP 1310/34
Lineage: Eukaryota; Phaeophyceae; Ectocarpales; Ectocarpaceae
Source: the annotation of a GenBank genome assembly
AUGGAUUUGGGAUCCUCCACCCGCAACGCCGAGAACGACAGCGGCGGUGUGGGAUCUGCAGCAUUGGAACGAGAUGGCAGCAGUGAACCGAGACUGGGAGAAAGGAGCAGCACGGGUGGUAGUGCCCAUGUCUUACCAGCCGAGGACCAACGCCAUCAGCAAGGAGGCUGGAGCCAGAUUAGCGGCAGUCUCGCGGCCACCGGCAGCGGCCGACGAAGAAACGGCAGCACCGAAGGCGGCAAGCUUUUCGCCGAAGGUACUACUGUUCGAAGCGAGCGCGAAGAUCAGCAGCAGCAACGCCCACGACACUCAUCCCCCGCGUCAAGCAAGUCCAGCAACACCCCCACAGCCAACAAGCUACACCACCACCCCCACCCCCACCAUCGCCAGCAGCCCAAACCACCAGGGGUGGGGACCGUCGAGUUUGCGACCCCGUCGCGGGUGCCGUCCGAACGCUCGCCCGUGGACUUCUUCGACAACCCUUCGUCGGGGGGCAUUGCUUCCGCGGCCGUUACUGCUCUCAGUGGCGGAGGUAGUAGCAGUGGCGGUGGUAGCCGGAGUAGCGCCCCGUCCACCCCACCAGGCGGGCUUCCUCCCGCUAGAUCUUCCCUGGUCAACGCUGGUACAAAGGCGCGAGGGGCUGGCCGGGCGUCCCCUUCGGUUAGCUCGACGAGGAGUAUUUCUCCCGGCAGGCGUAACGGAGGAGGGGACGGAGGGAGUGGCGGUGGCAGCGGCGGCGGCGGCGGUGGAGGUGGUGUUGGCGUCGGCGGGAGUAGUCCCAAAAAAGCAGCUCGGCGGUCAAAUGACAGCAGUCAAACCCUCGGGAGAAAGAGCGUGGACAGCCAGGGAGGGGUUUCUCACAACUUCAAGGUCGUCAUUCGCGUCCGACCUCCGCUGCCGCGAGAGGUAGAGGGGGAACGCAUGUUCCAAAACAUCGUGUCAGUGGACAAGGAAGAACACGUGAUCACCAUAUCGGAGAAUUUGAACGCCGUCCUCGACGACGUGGAUGGGAGUGUUGUCAGUGCCGGAGGACCUUACAGCACCCAUGCUUUCACCUUCGACCACGUCUACGACGUUUCGGCUUCGCAGCGGAAGGUGUACGACACAACCGCAAUGGAGGUCGUUGACAGCAGCCUUCAGGGCUACAACGCGACGGUGUUUGCAUACGGGCAGACGGUGAGAGACUCCCACUGCCACGUGCCCUUCGAUGAUAGGGAGCCUAGAACCCCCCAGUACCUGACACAUGAUCCCUCAAUGAUAUACUUUAGUAUUUGCUCAGGUGUUCGCCCACAUACAGAGGAAUGCGUCUCCAAGGUGGGAAACUGGGUGGGGCCAAGUACUGUGCUUCUCUAUGUGCCCGUUAUUUGUGCUCGACUGAGCCGCACUCGAUGUCAAAUCAACCCUCACGGAAAUUCCAGGAUGAGGUUUCUGGUUCGGGCCUCCUACCUACAAAUCUACAACGAGCAGAUAUCGGACCUGCUCAAGCCGGAGAGGAACAACCUAACCAUCCGGGAGGACAAGAAGAGAGGCGUGUUUGUGGAGGGCCUCUCGGAAUGGGUGGUGAGCGAGAUGGACGCGUGUGGACAAGCCAUGCUGCUACUGUGGGCUACUAGUGCUACUCGCAUGAACGACACCAGUAGCCGAAGCCAUGCCGUGUUUAUCAUCAUCGUUGAACAGAGCGAGACAUCUUACACGGACGAGAAGGGAGAGAAGAUGAGCCCCGAAACUCUGAGACAGCUCCUCAGGAAAGCCGGGUCCCAGGAGCGAGAAGCCCUAUUGCGAAAGCUUGAGACCAACGCGCGUCAGACGUUCAAGGUCGGCAAACUCAACCUGGUGGAUCUGGCGGGCUCCGAGCGUGUGCGGUUGUCUGGCGCCACUGGGCAGCGUUUACGAGAGAGCAAAAAGAUCAACCAGUCGUUGUCGGCCCUUGGGAAUGUCAUUUCGGCGCUAACCGACCACCGGGGCAGGCAGCACAUCCCGUACCGCGAUUCGAAGCUAACUCGAAUCCUAGAGGACAGCCUCGGCGGAAACUGCAAAACGACCAUGAUGGCAAUGAUUAGUCCGGCGCUGGAGAGCAUGGUAGAGACCCUGUCGACAGUGAAGUUCGCGAGCAGAGCCAAGAACAUCAAGAACCAGCCCAUCGUCAACGAGGACUUCGACCAAAAGGUGUGCCAAAAGCAAACUGACUCGUUGCUGAGGAAGUACGAGAGAGAGUUGAAACGACUAAGGGCGGAGCUCGAGGAGCGAAGCCGCAACCUGGUGGACAAGCGGCAGCUGCUGUUUGUCGAGGGGGAGAGGAGGCGCGCAGAGGCUGAUAAAAUGGCCGCAAUCCGGGCGCUUGAGACAGCUUGGGGAAGCUGCCUGCAAGACCCGAUUGAUUUGUCACGCACGUUCGUCGCGUUUGCGUACAUCCAGGAACGCUCGUUGGAGUUCCAGCGGGAGAAGGAAGAGAAGAGGCUCCUGGAAGGGCGCAUCGCAAUGCUCACGGGACAAAUGAUCGGGAGGGGAAGACGCUCAGACGGGGGCGCUGAGGGCGUGGACUACGCCGACCGCUUAGCGGACCUCGAGCGAGAGCGCAACACCAUUGAGCUAGAAAAGGAGCAGGUGGAGAGGUAUAAGCAACUGCUCAUGAAACAAAGAGACAUCAUGAUAGCCUUAACUCAACGCCUGAACGAAAGGGACGAUGCGCUGAUAGAGGAUGCGCUUGACAUGCGCACGCAACAGCUGUUCCACCUCCAAAAGGCAUUAGUGAUGCACGGCGGCAACGGAGCGGAAGGCGGGAAUGUUGGUGACGAUCAGGUGUGCGCAGCAGCUUCGGAUGCAUCCACCAUUCCGGGCCAUUCAGGUCGAUCGAAUCUCGACAGACGGACGUUAGAUGGCUGGAUAGACUCACCUGGUGCAACGGCAGCAGCCACAAAAGUUGCGGCAGGGUCGGACAAGUUUUUGUCAGUACGCCCCGCACUCCACAAUCGGCAGCAGCAGCAGCAGCAACACCAGCAGCGUCCUUCGACCGCUCCCCAAUCGUCUUCCUCUUUCUCUUCCGGAAAAAGCUCAAAUGUCAACUUCGAGGCACCAGAACCGCUGGGGGGAAGGAGGUGUGGAGACGCUGGAGUGUCCUCCUCGACAACGCCAACAGAGCUACAUUACCGUUCGGUAAGCGGUAACACCAUCUUCUCACCCAAUGGCAGCACCACCAAGGGUAGCGCUACCCCAGCAGCUGUAUUCGGAGGCAGGGAAGAAGCUCACAACCCCCCGCUCGAAGAAGAGCUCAUUUCCUUCCCCAGGUUCAAGCCACACGCGCUGAUGCAGCCUACGUUGUUCAGCACCGACGAUCCAGCCGGAGGGGUUUCCUUUCAUGAUGGAGGUAUUCUUUCACGUGAGGAUGGCGAACAGGGAGGCGAAGGCGACCGUGGGGGCGGGGGUGGAGGCGCUGGACGGGGAGAAGCGCUGAAAAGGGCGGGGGUGGGAGGUGCAAAAUUGCUGAACGCUUGGGAGAAGAUCGAGGAGUUGGAAGGGCUGGUAGAGUCAAGCCGGUCUCACAACGAGAGGUUGCUCAAAGACCUGGAGGAGGUGCAAACCGACAAGGUUUCCAUGGAGUAUCUCCUUCGCGAGAAACUGGAACGGCUGGUUCAGUCCGAGAUCGAGGCGCGAGUUGCCCGAAUGCAUCAGAUCAUCUGUGGUGUUCUUAUCGAUGGCGUUUUGGAACAUGCACAACACAGCGCACUCACGCAACGCCCUCUUACGGAGCGCCAAGGGCCGGAGGAUGAAAUCGCGACCGAGGUCCUAGCCAGGACUACUCAGGAGCUCGAGGAGCUUCGCUGCGAGAAUGCGGAGUUACGAAAGCAAAUGCUUGCUCCGGCAUUGCGGCGCGAGGAUGCUAACACUAUAUCUGAGAACCGAGAGGCGGGAAAGGAAGGGGAAGACGACCGAAGUAGCGUUGCGCAUGGCAGCGCCCAGGACGCGGCGCUGCAGAACCGUUGUGAAGCUUUGCUAGGAGAGCGGAAGGCGAUGCAGGCAAGUUCAGAGACGAACGGUACCAAAUGGCUCCCGACGCUCUGUCGAAUCUUGACGACGACGACGGCCCCAUACAACGAAGCCCGCCUCCCCGCUGACGUCGUCACUUCCCCUCGUGCCCUUGCGUUUUUGUGUCAGACCAUCAUGGAGCAAAAGGUAAAGGUGCUGGUGGACAACGUGGCCGACUCCGCAUGUGCUGUUCUCGACCUCGUAGCGGCCUCCCAAAGUGGUGCGGACAACCACCGUGCUGGUGAUGGUUAUUCUGGCAGUACUGAUCACGCGCAGGUAGUACUGCCAUCGCCAUCCUUGGCUCCGGCUGGAGGAACCGAGUCGGCAGCCGAAGGUGAGGUAUCGAGAGCGGGAACGGAGUCCUCGUCGUCCCCAGCCGCUAGAGAAGCAGCCGGAAGGGCACUAAGCAAGGACGUGGGCCAGCUGCGGAGGCUGGUUCAAGCUGCCAUAACAGCGUUAAGAAACGCUGAUGCGGAGGAUCAGCAGCGAGGCAUAACGGCGACGGCUUCGUCUCCGCACAGUGAGGAACACGACCGGAAAACCUGACGUAGGCUCGCAAGAUAUAGGUGGAAAGGCAGGGUGCGGAACAGAAAUGGUCAUCGUGCUCUCACGACGGAUGGAGCUGCAUUUCUCCUGGGGCUCAACAAUCAUUUUUGCCGCCUAGACGUCGACAAGGGCUCGAGUGCCGACAACCACACUUUGACAAGCGGGCGGGUAUGACAUCAACACUCAACGCCCUGAAUGGCUAGGUACAAAGAGGUCAAGGCUAAUACUGUGGCACUGGGGAAUCUUGGGCCGCCAGAUACCAUCGAGGGAAUGAUGUGCACGAAAGCUGACGUGCAAUCUAGAUAUAACUUCUCUUGCAGAAACGUUAAGCCGCCUUGGUACAAGCUCGUAUCCCCUGAAUCAGCAUGUCAGUGUCGAGGGGCUGCUCGAAUAGAGCGAGUGGGGUGAGGAAAAUGUGUGGAUGAGGAGGGUAUUUAGUGGCUUCACCCCCCCCGACACUGAUUUUGGAUACUAUUGCAAAUGGCCGGCCAUAUUAUGCAAGGUCCGGCCUCGAAAAGGCCGUUUGAGCCCCCCCGCUAACCCCCAAAAUACUCGCUCUUGUAGAAAACACCACUAGCUUAGAGGUUUACUUCGCCCUGCCGCUCCAAUAUCGUGGCGGGCGCUCAUGGAGAGACAUUCCGUUUAGCGUGGCGUUGACGCUGCAAAACGUCUUGCUUUGGUGGUCUCGUUUUCUCUGGAGCCGUUCAUUGUAUGCAUGUUUCACUGCUGUAGAUCGUUCUGUCCUCCAGCAGUAUGGCCCGCGACGUUCGGACGUCCCUCUAGUGAACAUCGUAGGAAUGAAUAUUGGAGUCUGCCUUACCGGCCGGCAUGAGCGUAGUGAAAGUCGAAAUUCAGCCACAGAAAUAGGUCAUGGAGACAACUGCAAAAUCCAUAUCCUAAGGAACUUGAUGAGAUCCGCUUUGUCACGGGU